AUGGUCGAGCCCCCCAACUUCUCGUGGGUGGCAGAGGGGAGGCUGGCGGGGCUGGCCAUGCCACGAGAGCCAGGCCAUUACCGUUUCCUGCUGGGCCGGGGCGUGAAGCAUCUGGUGUCACUGUCUGAAAGGGCCCCCCCGCAUCACGGCUGCUGCCCCGCGCUGCAGCUCCACCGAUUCCGUGUGCCUGACUUCACCCCGCCGACACCCGGACAGAUCCAGAGCUUCCUGCAGCUGGUGGAGGAGGCCAACGGUCGCGGGGAGGCGGUGGCUGUGCACUGCAUGCUGGGACAUGGCCGGACGGGCACCAUGCUGGCCUGCUACCUGGUGAAGACACAGAAGAUGAGCGGCAGCGACGCCAUCCGGGAGAUCCGCAGGCUGCGGCCGGGCUCCAUCGAGACACGGGAGCAGGAGCGAGCUGUCAUGGAGUUCCACCGGCGCUUCAGUGCUGGAGAGGACAGCAGGGAGGUGUGACUGUGAGCAUCUCUAGGAGCAGAGCGUGCUGCAUGGAGGUGAGAUGUUCCCUGCGAAGCUUUGCCCAGCCUGGCGAUGCCAGCGUUUGUCUUGUCGCCAUUAAAGGGCUUCAUGCUGCUCCUCUCCGCUUCUGUCUGGGGAACCAAAGGGCCACCAGAGGCCCCCACCUCCACCACGUCCCACCUUCGCUCCACGUUGACCCGCUGCCAUCCCCAACCCCAAGCUCUUCAACCUUCAUCACUGCUUGGAACCCAACAGGGGCACCCCAGAAUUGGGGAUCCCGUGCCACAAGGCUCUGAGACUCUGCCAUCCCCAGAGCUGGUCAACAGCCAACGCAGUGACGCAACGUGGAGGGGUGACAGCAGCUCCCCAGGGCCGUCCCGGGACGUGGAUGCUUAAAGGGAAGCUUAGAUGGAAUUUAGGCAUCUCCGUUCCAAAAGUCCAAUCCUGAAAAUCUCUUCUCAGCUGUUCCUAACCUUGGUGGCAUUUAAAUCCUAAGUGCAAGAAG
This is a messenger RNA of Tympanuchus pallidicinctus (lesser prairie-chicken), 982 nucleotides long. RefSeq names its product dual specificity phosphatase 23 (gene DUSP23). Bases 1 to 474 code for a protein of 157 amino acids. Lineage: Eukaryota; Metazoa; Chordata; Aves; Galliformes; Phasianidae. The record is from RefSeq and is a predicted model, not a curated record. Gene Ontology annotation, molecular function: protein tyrosine/serine/threonine phosphatase activity. Gene Ontology annotation, biological process: cilium assembly; protein dephosphorylation. The transcript has 3 exons.